Molecule: messenger RNA, 3578 nt
Organism: Patiria miniata (bat star)
Lineage: Eukaryota; Metazoa; Echinodermata; Asteroidea; Valvatida; Asterinidae
Product: ras-related protein Rab-26-like
Exons: 7
Coding region: 153-800 (215 amino acids)
Biological process (GO): protein secretion; regulation of exocytosis
Molecular function (GO): GTPase activity; GTP binding
Source: RefSeq, a predicted model, not a curated record
GCUCUUCAUAUGUCACCCAUUUGCAGCUUUUCUGAUGGACGUGCAGUUGUCAUCAUCUUCAAUGCAUAUUUUCUCCAAAAUCACGCCGAAACAGGACGCGAGGGAUUAUUACAGGAGAUGAUAGGAUAGCUGGAUAAUCAAGGACUUGGGAGAUGUCAGCCAACAGCAACGGAGUGGUCCGGUCGGGGUCGCUGGGCGGUGAUUUUUUCGACUUUGCUUGCAAGGUGAUGCUGAUUGGUGAUUCGGGUGUCGGCAAGACAUGUUUGCUGGUGCGCUUCAAAGACGGUGCCUUCCUCUCGGGAAGUUUCAUAUCCACAGUCGGCAUUGAUUUUAGGAACAAAGUUGUAGACAUAGAUGGGUCAAAGGUCAAAUUACAGAUCUGGGACACAGCUGGUCAGGAGAGAUUUCGCAGCGUCACGCAUGCAUACUACCGGGACGCCCAUGCACUCCUGCUGCUCUUUGAUGUGACUAACAGACAGUCAUUUGAGAAUAUCAGGGCGUGGGUGUCGGAGAUCCACGAGUAUGCCAACGACGAUGUGGUGGUGAUGUUGCUAGGCAACAAGUCAGACAUGACAUCAGAGAGACUGGUCAAGAGAGAGGAGGCGGAGAAAUUGGCCAAGGACAAUGGAAUUGCUUACAUGGAGACUAGUGCAAAGACAGGGCUCAACGUGGAUCUUUCCUUCAUGGCCGUCGCUAAGGAUUUGAAAAUGAAGAAGACAAGACGUCCCAACGAGCCGAGAUUCAAUGUGCGAGAUUUUGUGGACCAGCAGAAGCAAACGCCCUCUGGGUGCUGUUUCUAAAGGAGAGACCACAAGGCCACAGGGCCAGUGUCGGAUCCAACUCACUAUGAACUUCAAGAGAAACUGUGUACAGUAUUUGACGUGGGCAAAAACAUCCAACCAUCCAAGUCUGCUGGAAAGUGAUUGACUCAAAGACAAGUUUGAACUGAGGGAUCCAGAUUUGCAUCGUUACCAUUUUGGAUUUUGUGUCGAGGAAUUUCCAUGGCAUGAUGAGAAUUGGUAUAAAACUGACGUAUGAGGGACGUGAACUAAAACGCAUUUUUGUAGGAGACGGCCAAGUUGGGAUAAAUAGGUCCUGAUCUGGAUUCACUGUCAUGAACAAAGAGUUUGGCAUAAAGUACAAGUGAUAUCUCGCCAGUGUGGAACCAGUCUUGGAAAGGGGGAGUCAUAUUAGUCAGAUGCAUGCAUGUGAGGGUACUGCUGGUGUACUGAAGUUAACAGUAGAGGGCGCUGUUGAGAAGUUUGCCAGCCACUAUGAUUCUGUGAUUAUUCCAUGAUGAAGAAACUAAAACUUAGGAAUAGUAUAGUGGAUUAGAAAUUUGAUCAAGAGAGGAAAAAAAGAGAAAUUCAGGGCCAAGCCAAUUUUUAAGAAGACGAUGAAGACAAAGUUUAGAUUGACAUAAACAUAUAUGUAUAUAUAUCUUGAAACAAGAUGACAUUGUAUACACGUCAAGGGCGGAUGGUGGAAGGGUAUUAAGUCAAUGUAUUCAUAAACUAGUCUGAGAUAUUUUGUCACAUUUCCAGUUUUGUUUUAGAGUGGGUAUUCUCUAUGUACAUGUCAAAGCAAGGUUAAACAAAACUAAUGCCAGGCAAGCCAUCCACACUGAAAUUGUCCAAAUGUUUGUGGUUUAAUCUCCUUCGUUUUGCAGACACAUGUACAUCCAGAAUGUAUUGACUGGGUUGUUCCUUUGACUUAAGAAUUCCUUAACAACUUUUUUCCGUCUUUGCAAAAAGGAACAUUUGCUCACUAAUUAGAAGAAGUAUCACAUGAAUUUGAUAGGUGUCACCUCUUUCCUGAAUAUUAUUUUUGAUAAAUCAUAAGGGGAAAAGAAUCAUGUCAAACGCAUGCUUGGUGUUGAAAUCAUGUUCAGACAUUCAUACAUGUAGUACUCUGUUUGCUGCUGAUAAUCUGAGAUUUCUAUAAGGUACUUUAAGUACGUUCCUGGAGGAAACUUUUUUUUGGGGGGGGGGGGUUUAAAAGCUUUAUAAUCCUUGGACUCUUGUAUUUCACAUACCUUGGUUUGCAUUGUGAGCUUCUUGAGGAGGUACAGUAAUGCCUACUUACAUGUACAGGAUUCCUCUUUCUAAAUUGCAACAGCGUCAUCAGACCGUGAGUGACAAACCACUAGCGCGUCACGGCAUGACAUCUGGAGACAUGGAUAAGUCCAUUCCAACCAAACUGAAUAUUGUCUGGCCAAUAUUGGCCUUUGCCAAUAAAUUGAGAGGACGCACAAGAAAAUGCAUGGCUGCAACUUCCAUUGGCAUUGACACAUUAAUGUCACAUUUAUGAAAACACAUAUCUAUCGGAACCUUUCAAACUCAGAAGAUAUUCUAAACAAAACUGCCUGAUGGAUGUGUGGUGCAUGUAUUACGAUUCACAUGGGUGAUUUCAGUAGCAGAGCAUGACGUUAUGAUUAUAUAGUUUCCCUUGAAAGGCUAGGGACUCUCUUGAACACCCUCUGGCUUGAUUUUAAAAAGGAAUUCAAAUCCAAACGUCAGAAAUUCUGCUAUCACAAAAAAAAUUAUAUUAAAAUCUGAAAUUCUUACUGGUUGUAAUUCAAAUACCGGUACUUGUAAGUACUCCUUCCAAAUAUGAAUUUCCCAAUUUUAUACUUGCAUUAAAAAGCUCAAAAUUGUACUGAUAAAAAACAACCAAUGCAGAAAGUUAUAAUGGUAUUAAGUGUAUCUCUCUGUCUUGCAACCAUUUCAUAUCUCAAAACUAAAAAGCACAUACUUUUCAUUUUCUGGCAGCAUGCUUAUUUACGCUGUAUAAAAUUUUGGUGUCAAGUUAAACCCUGACGUCUUCAGUAAAGAAUAUUGACAUGUACAAUGUAUCACUUAAAACCACCUGAUUGGUCUGUCUGCUUGUAUCAUCUUUGAUAUUCAUCAAGCAGAGUAGGAAAAGCUUAUUGUAGAACGUUGCAAUAUUGAUCACAGCGUAAGAUAUUAUAAAGACUCCGUGUCAGUUAACAAGAAGAUCAAGCCGUAUUCAUCAGCAUCUCAAGCAGCCUUUGCAGAGCCUGCUUUUCCAUUUCUUGUCAUCAGAUUCCCUCCUAUGAUCAAACAUUUAUGUUCUCAGCAAAUAGGCGUACAUUUUGAAAGUUCUCCUUAACAUCUCUUGAAGAGUUCGGCUUGCAGGCAAUGAUUUUGUUUAGCUUAUAUAGCUUCACAUAUGUUUGUGAACAUAUUCAUGUUGGUUUUUUAAACCCUCCAAAAGUGAAUUUGAGAUUUUAAAAAAAAAAUCAGUACUGUAAUGAAAUAUCUAAAUCUAAUUAUAAGGAUAGUGUAUUUAAUUUUUAAAAUGUGGCAAAAUUCGGGGGGUUGUAUAAUUGAUUUGAUUUUAUGCCCAUGACCAUUAUAGUCCUGACGAUCAGUAAUUGGAUAAAACAGUAUAUACUCAAGACUUGCCAUUAGACAUUAAGUUGCCUUAUUGCAACAUCAGUUCAACUCAUAACAGGUUUAUGUUGUAGUACUCGUACUCAUAAAUGUUUUUCGUACUUGUUCUCAUGAGAAUGUACUCGUAUUCAUACUCGUUCUCACAUUCUUACUUGUACUCAC